AUGAGGCGUGCAGUCUUGAAUAAGGAGAACAUGUCCUCUUACCCUACUUUUCGAAUUACACGAGCUCGUGCAAAAGCUUUACAUCCUUUGGAAAAAAAACCAGGUGACAAGGUUUUGCGAAAAAACGCAAAAAGGGCAUCAUGCAGUGACAAGAAGCCUGAGGGUUUAGAUGGUUGUUUAAAGAAAAGGGCUGUCCUUAAGGAUGUGACUAACGUAACAAAUGAGCUUAGAAAACGAGAUGCAAAAGUCUCCUUACAGACAGGGGGAAAGGUGGCUCCUGCUUGUAUUGCUAAAAUACCCCAAAUUCAAGAGGAUAAAAGAGAAAGCACGAAAAUUGUAUCAGUCAAGAACUUGCCAACCGAGAUAACUGAACUUGUGGACCGAAAAUUGUUGCGCACAUUAAGUCCAAUUCUUGAGAAGACAAAUCCCAAAGAUGAACAGCUCUGCAAGAAAGAAGAGAACUCGGCUGAUAAUGGCAUAAUUGAUAUAGAUACAAGACACAAGGAUCCACAGUUGUGUAGUCCUUAUGUAGACGAUAUAUAUCAUAACUUGUACACAGCUGAGCUUAACCGUAGGCCAGCGCUUGAUUAUAUGGAAAGCGUGCAGCGAUUUAUCAAUCAGGACAUGCGGGCUAUUCUGGUCGAUUGGCUUGUUGAGGUUUCGGAUGAAUAUAGAAUGGCCCCGGACACACUAUAUUUGACCAUUAAUCUUAUCGAUAGAUUCUUAUCUCAUAAUCAUAUCGAGAAGCAAAAGUUGCAACUUGUUGGAGUAACUUGCAUGCUAAUUGCUUCGAAAUACGAAGAAAUAUAUGCUCCCUCUGUGGAAGAAUUUUGCUUCAUUACUGAUAAUACCUACACGAAAGAUGAGGUUGUCAAAAUGGAAAGUCGCGUUCUGAACUGUUUGAGCUUUCAUUUAUCGGUUCCCACCAUAAAGAAAUUCCUCAGGAGAUUCAUUCAUGCAGCUCAAGUUUCGUACGAGGCUCCUUUAGCAGAGCUCGAUUUUUUGGCGAAUUAUUUAGCUGAAUUAACACUACAGGAGUACAGUUUCCUCAAAUUCUUACCAUCCCAAAUUGCUGCAUCUGCUGUUUUUUUAGCAAGAUGGACACUUGAUCAGUCAAAUCAUCCAUGGAAUUCAACUUUGGAGCAUUAUACACGGUACAAAACAACCGAGCUAAAAAAUGCAGUUUCAGAACUGCAAGAAUUGCAGCUAAACACUCGAGGGUGUUUGCUUAAGGCCAUUCGCGAAAAAUAUAAGCAACCUAAGUUCAAGUGUGUCUCGACUCUUUGUUCGUCAAGACCCGUGCAGUCACUUUUCUAA
Messenger RNA from Striga hermonthica, 1317 nucleotides. NCBI's taxonomy places the organism in Eukaryota, Viridiplantae, Streptophyta, Magnoliopsida, Lamiales, Orobanchaceae. The record is from the annotation of a GenBank genome assembly.